AUGAACGCACCACCGACGUUUGAACCAUUUGUAUUGCAUGACGGGGAAAAAAAAAUCGUCAAAGAAUUGGACACAAAAGUUGUGAAUGCAGCAAUAUUCUCUAUAAACGAAGAUCACACAUUGGGAAAUAUGAUCAGGAACCAAUUACUUAGAGACCCCAAUGUACUAUUUGCUGGAUACAAACUACCCCAUCCUUUGGAACAUAAAUUUGAACUUCGUAUAUAA
Messenger RNA from Macrosiphum euphorbiae (potato aphid), 225 nucleotides. NCBI's taxonomy places the organism in Eukaryota, Metazoa, Arthropoda, Insecta, Hemiptera, Aphididae. The record is from the annotation of a GenBank genome assembly.